AUGAUGCCAAAAUGGGAGAGCACAAACAUCAAGGUAUCGGACCCAAGUUGCGUACCCGACCAGAGUUGUGGCUGGGACAAAGAAAAAACCACCUUAUACUUUCAUAACACUACUCGACACGCGUUCGGUGACUACCGGUGCAAAGUUGACUACUGGUCCGACGCCGACAUGAAAGCGCACGAACACGACUCGCAUACGAGUGUUACGGUUGGCCGCAAAGAAAACGGCACUUUCUUUAUUACAUAUAACGCAGAACAACACUAUUCUAAUCGUCCCUUACCCUGAUUGUCACGUUUAUUGCAUCUCUCGUUAUACUUUUAAAUAG
This is a messenger RNA of Medioppia subpectinata, 325 nucleotides long. The record is from the annotation of a GenBank genome assembly. Lineage: Eukaryota; Metazoa; Arthropoda; Arachnida; Sarcoptiformes; Oppiidae.